AUGUCGUCAGCAUUCGAAUCUUCGCUCUCCGCGAGCAUCAACCGCCAGUCCCUGAUGGCAACCCCAUCGGUCGCCGACACCCUCCCGAAUGCGAACUUCGGCUUCGACGAGCUGCGCGACCGCAUGAACAAAUUCUCUUCACGAUUCGACGGGUUUAUUGAGCAAGGGCGCAAGCGCGUGUUGGAGGAGAGGAACGAGUUUCGCAUGAACAUUGCCGAACUCCAAGAGGACCAACGCAUGAAGAAGAAGGACAUUGAGAUCCUCCAGCACAAGACGAGCACACACCAACAAACCGUCCAGAAGGAAAAGGCCGAGACGCGCGAGAUGCAGGCCGCCAUCGCCCAGCUGUCGGAAGAGCGCGACAAGCACCUGGCCACACGAGACGCGCUGAAGAAGCAGAUCGAGGAGACGCAGAAGGAGAUCGACGCGAAGGUCGCGGCGCAGCGCGCGCACGCCGCGCAGCUGGAGGCGCAGUCGCGAUUCAACGUUCCCGAGCUCGAGUUUUGGCAGCAGAACCUCGGCCUGCGUAUAGAAGGCGCGGGCCAGGACGACCGGCUCAAGUUCAUCUACAGCUACAUCGACAGCGAGGACUGGGACAGGGAGGCGUGGUUCGAGCUCUCGACGUCGAGCAGGGACUACGAUAUCCGGCACUGCAGGCCCAAGCUGGAGCGCGAGCGCGUGGAGAAGGUGCUGGACCAGCUCAACGAGACGAGAGAGCUCGCGGUGCUGCUGAAGGGCAUGCGGGAGCUCUUUGUGGAAGCGGUCAAGGCAUGA
This is a messenger RNA of Colletotrichum siamense, 774 nucleotides long. It is a transcript of the gene kpr-4, whose product is annotated as putative kinetochore protein spc25. The record is from RefSeq and is a predicted model, not a curated record. Bases 1 to 774 code for a protein of 257 amino acids. Gene Ontology annotation, biological process: chromosome segregation. Gene Ontology annotation, cellular component: Ndc80 complex. The transcript has 2 exons. NCBI's taxonomy places the organism in Eukaryota, Fungi, Ascomycota, Sordariomycetes, Glomerellales, Glomerellaceae.